CUCCAUAGACCAUACUCAUUGACUGGGGCUUUUUCUUCUCCAUUAGCGCUGCUUCUCCUAAUCUGUUCUUCACCGUCGACUCCAUCUUCUUCGUCAAUCUGCUUCCACAAUCGAUUUCCUGAUUUCGAACUGCAACAAUCGAUUUUUUCGGGGGAAAAAAAUCAAGAUUAGAACAGAAAGGAGGAGCAUGUCUGUUCAUCGUCUUGUUUUGUAUCCCAUCACGCCUCCCUAAACUUCCCGCGCUGAUCAAUAGCAAAUCCGCAUCCAGAAUUUGACAUCAAACUCACUAAACGAUUGCAAGAAAGGUUCACUAGCUGUUUGAUAAAAUGAUAAAAUGCCUGAGAGAAGUGUCUCGAUUUUGGGUUUCCGGGUGCUCGUUGCUGGCUGCUGGUGCUCUGUUCAUUAUAGAGUUGUAUGGGAAGUAGAAUAAUGAUAUGACAAUCUAUUAAACUCUAUCAAGUUGGUAUUGUGUAUGCCAGAGAUGAGAAUUAGGGCUCUCGUAUGAGGAUGAUCAUUUUUAAUUUCAGUUGGUAUAUUUGUUUUCUAGUUUUAUUAGUUGACUUUUCCUCAGGUGGUCCUUUUUUGAUCAACCAAUUCCUAUUUGUUUGAUCUGUGUGGAGGCCUGUCAGACUUCAAGAAAAUGGUGGAAGUUCAAUCCCAAAGUUUGGAUACAAUCAGCGCUCUUCCUCAAGACACAAUUGAAAAAAUUCUGACUCAUAUGCCAAUCCAAGAUGCAUUGAGGACAAGCAUUUUGUCAAGGAAAUGGAGACACUGCUGGAAGGGAAUGCCUAAACUUGUAUUUGAUGACAAGUACUUGAAUACCUCAUCAUGUAGCAGAGAAAUUAGAAAAUAUAAGUUUGUCACUGCCAUCUUCCAUGUUUUGAUGCUACACAAUGGUCCAAUAUUAGAAUUCAGUAUCUCUAUUAAUCCUGAUACAAAAAUUGUUGAUGAGAUUGACCAGAUAAUACUCUAUCUUUCCCAGAGCAAAAAUAUCAAAAAAUUCACCUUUAAGAUUUGGUCAAAUGACAUCAUGGGGUUAUUCAUUUUUGAGGACUACAAGCUACCCUCUGUGUUCUUUUCAUUGCAAGGACUAGAACACAUACAUCUCACACGUUGUGUCAUUGAGCUUCCAUUAACAUUUAAUGGAUUUAUUAUGUUGAGGAGUCUCAACUUAUGUGAUGUCAACAUCACUGGGAAGACGCUUCAACAAUUACUUACCAAUUGCCCAAUACUUGAGGAAUUUAUACUGAUUGUAUGCCAAGACAUCACUUCUACUCCACGAACCAAGUCUACAUUUCUUGAGCUAUCCAAGUGUCUAUCUUCGGUUCAGGUUCUGAAAAUCGCUAAGUAUUAUAUCAAGUAUGCUGAAGACGACAGUAUGCAGCAGAAACUCCCCACUUUACUAGUCCACUUGAGGAUUCUUUUUCUUGAUGUGUGUUUUCUGAAACAAGAUGAGCUUUCGUAUGCUCUUAGUGUGAUCAGCAGCUCCCCAAAUUUGGAGAAGAUAAAAAUAGAGAUAGAUAUAAAGUAUAAGGUGUGUGGUGAGGAAACUCGCAAUGACUUGCUUGAUCUUCAAGACUAUUCAGGCAUCAAUUUGGAUCAUCUUGAAGAAUUGGAGAUAACAAAUUUUGGUAACUAUGAUCCAGAGAUGGAGUUUCUGAAACUCAUCGUGGCUAAGUCACCUGUGCUUAAGAAAGCACGAAUAAAGCUUAAUUCAGAUGUUUCUAUGGAUAAGGAAAAUAAGAUGCUUCGAGAUUUGCUGCGAUUAACAUUUCCACGUGCAUCACUAGGAGUGGAUAUCAUUGUUGAACGAUAAUCAAUUAUAUGUGGAUGUAAAAUACAUGUUAUGCAUUUAGCCACUUUUUUUUUAAUGAUAUGUAAAUAUGUGUUCUAUGUUAUAAACCCACAUCCAUCGGUCUCCAUUCAAAUGUGGUUGACAAAGUCACCCUAAUACCCGUC
Molecule: messenger RNA, 1959 nt
Organism: Lactuca sativa (garden lettuce)
Lineage: Eukaryota; Viridiplantae; Streptophyta; Magnoliopsida; Asterales; Asteraceae
Product: F-box/FBD/LRR-repeat protein At1g13570
Molecular function (GO): protein binding
Source: RefSeq, a predicted model, not a curated record